GUAACCACAACCACGGGCUGAUUGCCCAAGGAAAAGUUCUGCUCUACCAAUUUCCCUAUUUCUGCUCUGCUCUUCCAUUUUGGUUGCCCAUAACUGCGACAGCGGGCGUGUCUUCUUCACUGCCUCGGCAGCGGUGCUGGUCGUCGUCUCCACCGCAUUCAAGGAGGGAGCUAUUUUCACCGUCACAGAAACACGGAAUUUCCUCAUGUCCACAUCGGAGCAAGCCCUUGUUACUUUACUCUCUCGUUUUGCUUUAUCGUUUGAUGGAGCCGUUUUAGGCGCUGCCCUAGCUUAUGCUACCGUCCGUACCGUCCUUAAACUUACUGCUUCUUGCUCCGCUCUCAAUGAGCUCCGUAAAGCUCCUUAUGUUACUGUUUCCGAUCUUCGUCAUAUCGUUUCCGACGGAGUUUCGGAACAAUCCGAGUCUGAUCGGAAGCUUGUUGUUGUUCGUGGCACCGUGGAGACUAGGUCGUCUGUGGAAGGUAAUAGGAAGAGCUUACAGCCUAAUGUUUUGAUUUCUCAGGAGUCUGGAGAUAGAGCGGUGAUUAUUCAGCGAACUCAAGUGUGCAUAUUCAACGAAUGGAAAGGCUUUUUCGGAUGGACUUCUGACUUGCGUGCAAUUUUUGGAAGAACCUUUAGAAAGCAAGAGUCAACAUCAUUUAGAACGGUUCCUUUUGUUCUUCUUGAGGGUCAUUCAACAUACUCUGAUUUUGUUGUUGUUAACAUGGAAGGCUCAAGACAUCCCUUACCUCUUACAACUGUGUAUCAUCAACUGCAGCCCGUUUGUGCUACUCCUUAUACCUUCCUUCAAGCAGUUUUUGGUCACGAGUAUCCUGUUGGGGUGCUUGAUGAGGAGAAAAUACUUCCAUUAGGAAAAAAUAUCAGUGCUGUUGGUAUAUGCAGUUUUGAAAAUGGAGUUCCUGUCAUAAAGUCUUGCAGUGAUUUUCCCCAUUUCCUAUGUGAAAUGACUAAGGAUCAGAUGAUUUUAGAUCUAGUCUUUAAAACAAAAUUUCUAUUUUGGAGUAGUAUUGUCCUUGGUUCAUUGACAGUUGGCAUUCUUGGUUAUUCUGCUGCGAGAAAUUGGAAUAGAUGGAAACAAUGGAGGCAACAUAGACAGUUACAGAAUUCAAGGAAUGAUUCCCCCACGUCACAACUGGAUUCAAGCAAUGACAUUCCUAUUUACGGUGAUUUUGCUUCAGACGACGAGGCAGCAACUGUUCCAGACGAUGAGUUAUCAUCACACGUUCCAGACGAUGAGUUAUCAUCACACGUUCCAGACGAUGAGUUAUCAUCACACGUUCCAGAUGGACAAUUGUGUGUGAUCUGUCUCAUGAGGAGAAAACGAUCUGCUUUCAUUCCAUGCGGUCAUCUAGUUUGUUGCGAACGAUGUGCUGUGUCAGUCGAACGUGAGUCAUCUCCCAAAUGUCCCAUUUGCCGCCAACAAAUUCGUAGUUCUGUACGGAUUUACGAUUCGUGAAGAGACAAAUCAUCUUUUCAGGUUCUAACUACGACAAAUCCCGUUUUGCUGAUAUUAUACUGUUUUGAGAUUUCAUAUAAAUGCCAAUCUCUUCCACAAGAUAGCAGAUGUGAAGUUUGUUUUUCCUCAUCUACUUGUAACUUUUUAUCCCCACAUUUUGAUGAGAGGGAUUGUUCUUUAAAGUUUGUAAAGCCAGAUUUGAAGUAAUGGCUCUUGUAAAUAUCAGAUAGCAUAUACUCUUUUGAUAUGUGACAUGAAAAAAAUGAAACUUUAUUAUUGGCUCCGUUAUGUAUAGGUGUAUUGCUCGGAUUGACUUUCCAAAUGGUUUAGAAAAAUAAAUAUGAUUGGUUUUUUAUGUC
Molecule: messenger RNA, 1836 nt
Organism: Cucumis sativus (cucumber)
Lineage: Eukaryota; Viridiplantae; Streptophyta; Magnoliopsida; Cucurbitales; Cucurbitaceae
Product: E3 ubiquitin-protein ligase SPL2
Exons: 6
Coding region: 206-1477 (423 amino acids)
Biological process (GO): organelle organization; protein ubiquitination
Molecular function (GO): ubiquitin-protein transferase activity
Source: RefSeq, a predicted model, not a curated record